Messenger RNA from Vigna angularis (adzuki bean), 494 nucleotides. RefSeq lists its product as uncharacterized. The transcript has 3 exons. The record is from RefSeq and is a predicted model, not a curated record. Lineage: Eukaryota; Viridiplantae; Streptophyta; Magnoliopsida; Fabales; Fabaceae. The coding region runs from base 19 to 381 and encodes 120 amino acids.
GUUGUGUGGAAGAGAAGCAUGGUAGUGGGAAGUGCUUUAGGAGCUUUUGCAGUAGCAAGGCCAUCGCCACUUUUGUUGUUUAGAGGACAAAAGGCUUUCAAAUUCAGACCUCUGUCGUCUUCAUCUUCGUCUGCCGAACCUUCUAGAAAGCUUGUUCUCUACUCUAAACCAGGUUGCUGUUUGUGCGAUGGCCUUAAAGAAAAGCUUCAUGCUGCAUUCUUACUGGCCGGUCCCGAUUCACUUAACGACGUUGAUUUGCAGAUAAGGGAUAUAACCAGCAAUCCCGAGUGGGAAAAUGCUUAUCAAUACGAGAUACCUGUGUUGGCUAAGGUGCUUUCCGAUGGCACCGAGGGAUUCAUGUUUCUCGUAGAAGUGUGUUAGCAAGCAAACUAUAAGUCAUCCAAAUAAUGCAAGGCCCAAAAGGAUUACUACCACACCAGCCCAUUUGAAGGAUUAUGUUCCAUAAAAAACCUCUUUGUUUCUAGAAGUGCCAG